This is a messenger RNA of Salarias fasciatus (jewelled blenny), 1250 nucleotides long. Its product is annotated as ubiquitin-associated protein 1-like. The record is from RefSeq and is a predicted model, not a curated record. Gene Ontology annotation, cellular component: ESCRT I complex. Gene Ontology annotation, molecular function: ubiquitin binding. The coding region runs from base 1 to 1182 and encodes 393 amino acids. Lineage: Eukaryota; Metazoa; Chordata; Actinopteri; Blenniiformes; Blenniidae. The transcript has 5 exons. Gene Ontology annotation, biological process: ubiquitin-dependent protein catabolic process via the multivesicular body sorting pathway.
AUGAACGUUCUGGAGGACGUCCUGUUCCAGACCCUGCUGGGUCCGCUGGAGGAGCAGGCGCAACGUGUGGAAGCUCCGAGCAUCACCGUGCCAGACUGCCAGCAGAUAAUGCAAGACACCAAGUAUGAAUUCAGCCUGGAGAGGUGGAUUUUAAGCGGGCAGCCAGCAGCCUGCCAGGCGCCGUCCUGCCCUCCUUACUGGCUGAUGUUCAGCAGCCCCCAGGAGAGCCGCAGGGUGGGACACCGGAGCGGCGACCAGUGGCCCCCGAACCCCCGGCCCCGCAGCCACAGCCUGAACUCUGCAGACAUUCGCCGGAUGCAUUAUCGCACCGUCACCUUUCGCAUAUCCGACUCCGGUGAGGAGGACGGCUACUCCGAGGACAACGAAGGGUCCUCCACCGAGGACGCGCCCCGCCGCGUCAAGAGCAGGGAGCGGCCCCGCAGCGCCGCGCCCAAAGACCCCCUCUCCAGGGUCAAAGACCUGCACCCGGGCCCUUCCUCUGCCCACUGUAAGCCCGACUCGCCUCAGGUCCUCAGAGGCAACAGAGGUUCCUCCUCACUGUCGGACUGCAGGCAGCCUCUGCGGGCGUUGGACCGGCAGCAGCAGCUCAGCCCCCUGCCCGCAGGCCAGAAGAACGCCAAGAAGAGGCAGCGCUCGCUGGCCUCGGCGGGCAGGAAGUUCUCCCAGAACACGCCGCCUGCUGGUCCUCCUCCGUCCAGGGCGCAGCAGCGGCCUUCAUCUGCAGGCCCCGUGGUCAAAAACCACAGGAAGAAGGUCCUGACGACGGCUGGCAACCGGGGAGUCUUCUUCGAUUCUGCUGCAGAGCUUCUGUCUGCGCUCAGCCAGGAAGAGCGAGAGCUCCUGGAAACCAUCACGGAGCGGGGAUACCCACUACGUACCGCGAUUCUGGCGCUGCAGAAGACUGGCUACAGGAGUCCAGAAAAGGUCUUAAAAUACCUGGUUGCCAGCAAUCGUCUGUGUGAGCUUGGCUAUGAUGAAGCACAGGUGGAGGAAGCCUUGGAGAUGUUUCAGAACUGUGAGAGCAAGGCUGCAGAGUUCCUGCGCCUCCUGACUCAGUUCAACGAGAUGGGAUUCCAGCAGAACGCGAUCAAGGAAGUGCUGCUCGUUCAUGAGAAUCACCGCGAGAAGGCGCUGGAAGAACUCAUGACUCGCAUGGCGUAAACGGACCUCCCCCUCCAGAGGAUUUCCAGAUCCACAGUCAACAAAUCUAGAUGCAACUCCAACACAGA